Molecule: messenger RNA, 1210 nt
Organism: Acromyrmex echinatior (Panamanian leafcutter ant)
Lineage: Eukaryota; Metazoa; Arthropoda; Insecta; Hymenoptera; Formicidae
Product: carboxypeptidase Q-like
Biological process (GO): proteolysis; peptide catabolic process
Molecular function (GO): metallodipeptidase activity
Source: RefSeq, a predicted model, not a curated record
AUCAGUCUUCUCUAAACCUAUGUAGAUGUCUGUCAAUUAGUAUCACAUCACUGUGCCAAGAAAAUCGCAUGACACAAGAAAAUCGCAUUUAUCAAUAAUGUGGUACAAAGCAGACAGAAUUAUCUUUAUGUGCCUGUUGUGCGUCCAGUCAAUGACAGCACAUGACCAGAAUACUUGCCAUCUGCCAAAUCAUUUAAUUCAAGAGAUAGACUCUUAUGCGCCAAUAGUACACAGAAUAAUUAAUGAAAGUAUGCAAGGUUCAUUCAAAGGGACCACAUGGCAAGAUUUGGCAACAUUUGUUGACAAGUUUGGCCCGAGAUUUACCGGUACCCAAGUUCUUGAAGACGCUAUUGAUUACGUAUUGAACAAAUCGAUCAGUUUAGGUUUAGAUAAUGUUCAUGGUGAACCAGCCACCGUACCACGCUGGGUCAGAGGUUCGGAAUCUGCAACUCUUUUGCAACCACGGCAAAAAAAUCUGGCGUUACUGGGUCUGGGCUAUAGUAUUGGUACUCCGAUAAAAGGCAUAACUGCUAAUGCUGUCGUAGUGAAUAGUUUCGCAGAACUUAAAAAAAGGGCAGAAGAGAUUCCCGGAAAAAUAGUCGUGUACAAUCAAAAGUUUGUCUCGUAUGGAGAGACUGUAGAAUAUAGAAGUGUGGGAGCUAUAAGAGCUGCAGAAUUGGGAGCUGUAGCUGCAUUAAUCAGAUCAGUAACGCCAUUUUCAUUGUACACCCCACAUACGGGUAUGAUGAAUUAUGCAGAGAACGUUACUAAAAUCCCAGCUGCUUGUAUAACUGUUGAAGACGCAACUCUCCUGAGAAGGAUGGCGGAUCGAGGUGAAACGAUAGUGAUAAACUUAAAAAUGGAAGCGAAGAGAUAUCCCGAUACUCAAUCUCGAAACGUUGUAGCGGAUAUCAUCGGCUCUAGCGCGCCUGAAAAAGCAGUCGUCGUUUCUGGACAUAUAGAUAGUUGGGAUGUUGGAAUAGGCGCAAUGGAUGAUGGAGGUGGCAUUUUCAUAUCUUGGAACGCAUUAAAAUUGUUGACACGAAGAACGAUAAGAAUGAUAAUGUGGACUGCUGAAGAAUUUGGUCUUCUCGGAGCGGAACAGUAUAUACGGAAUCACGCUGCAGAGAAUGGAAAUUUGCAGUUCGUGAUGGAAUCUGAUUUCGGUACUUUCACGCCUACAGGUCUCGAAGUUUCAGGAAACAAUUAA